UAAUACUUCAUUUGAUUCAUACUACUACCUGAGUACUCUAGAUUAUAUAGAUAAUGACAACCAUCUCCAUCAUUUAGAUUAUAAUCAUCACACUACUAAUCAGAUCUAAAACACAUUGCAUCAUAAUUUAUAAAUUUGAUUGCAAUUUACAAGUAAUACAAUUCAAAUCGCAUUAUAAACAUUUAAUAUCUACAGGAUAGUAACCAUCAAUGCUACAUUGAUCUUAUCUACACUUAAGCAUUAAAUAAAAUCUUAACCACAUCUCUUACAAAUUGAAUAGAGUUAAAUUCCACAAACAUAACCAUCCUAUAUUUUGCAAU
Molecule: messenger RNA, 320 nt
Organism: Paramecium sonneborni
Lineage: Eukaryota; Ciliophora; Oligohymenophorea; Peniculida; Parameciidae
Source: the annotation of a GenBank genome assembly